This is a messenger RNA of Mangifera indica (mango), 4008 nucleotides long. RefSeq lists its product as uncharacterized. Lineage: Eukaryota; Viridiplantae; Streptophyta; Magnoliopsida; Sapindales; Anacardiaceae. The record is from RefSeq and is a predicted model, not a curated record. The transcript is spliced from 12 exons. The coding region runs from base 374 to 3880 and encodes 1168 amino acids.
CACAAAAAACAGGGAGGUGUUGUUAUCUUACAAAAGGUUGAAAGAAAUUCUGCCUUCAUGUUUUUGUGCAACCUGCAAUAAAAUUUUCAGCCCGAGAGUGCAAGUAAGUCAUAAAAAUCAUUUUUGAGGUGGCCAUGGUAGUUAAUGAGGAUGUGAAGUUAUUUAAACAAGCAGUUAUGAGGCUGACACCAAUAGAGUUGUGGUAGUUGCCUCCAUCUUUUCCCGGUUUCCUAGACUUCAAGCUAUAUGGAGACAGCACACAAAACAUUUGAUAAAAUUAUACAAACACUUCAGCUCUCAACCACUUGUGGUACCUCCUACCAGCAGCUGUCAAAGUUCAUCUUCCUUGUUCUUGCUUAAAUGUGAAGUUUCUAUGAUGGGUUUGUUGUUGAAGUAUCCUAGAGUACUGGUUUUUUGUUUUGUAUUGAUGAUGGUAGGUGCAUUGAACUCAGCUCACUCAACUGUUUUGCUUCAUUUUACUCGAGCUCCCUCUGUAAGGUCAAGGUUCUCCACUGCUGUUUUUGAGUACUCAAUUAGAAGACCAGAUGGCUCUAAUGCUUGUAAAAACAAUGGCUGUUCUUUACAUUGUGAGCUUGAUGGCAAAAGCUUGAAACAGUGUCCUAUUGAUGUUAUUGUGUUCAAGAAUUUGAGUGUAAACCAUGAACACCAUUUUCUUCUCAAUGCCACAACCCUCAGCGGGGAGAGAAACUCCUCAGCUUAUUCAUGGUUCAUUGGUAAGCACUUUGAGCCCCAUUAUAUUUUGCUUGUUUUUCAGCAGUUCACGGUUCUUAUUUCUGGCCAGUCUCAUGUUUCUCUAAUAGACACAAUUCCCCCAACUGCAACAAUUUUAAGCAAACAGAAUUACACUAAUGCUGAGCGAAUAACGAUUGACAUUAACUUCAGUGAGACUUGUGCUGGAAGGGGUGGCUUUAAAUGCUUGAACUCAUCAAACUGUGAUGUCAUCAUAAAUGGUCCAGCUCAUCUAGAUGCAUCUUCCCUUAAAAUUAUCAAACCUAACAUCAAAUACAAACUUGACAUAAUACUUUCCAGGGAAAAUAUAUAUGGUCGUGUGGUGAUUAGAAUGGCAGAAAAUUUUUGUACAGAUAUGGCAGGAAAUGUUUUUACAAGGACAAAUGGUUCCACCAUAGUGAUUCGCUUUGAUAGAAGACCAGUUCUUGCUGAUUUAUGGAUGUCCCUUCCUGCCUAUGAGUUGGAGUUUAAUGGGGUCCCUAGAACUGUCCUCUCAACUAAUAAAAUGGAGGACUUGGAACUUUUCUUAGACUUCAGCAUUCCCAUUAUGAAUUCAACAGAGCAAAUCCUGAAUGCAUUUCGAUUGAAUUCAGGAAGCUUAAUAGUUAUCCAUCAUAGAUGCCAUAUGAAUCGCAGGUUUAUGUUUAAACUCACAAAUAUACCAAAAACUGAAAUAAUCACUGUUGAACUACAAGCAGGUUCUCUUAUCAGCAUAACAGGCACUCCUGUUUCACCUGUUCCUGCACUCACAUUUCUUUAUGAUUCUGUCAACCCCGGGGUAGGGCUAAGUACAAGCUCACAAAGCAUCACAAAACAACCCAGCAUCAAUGUGAUAGUUGAGUUUACUAAGCCAGUUUUUGGCUUUGAGGCUUCCAUGGUAGAUGUGGAUGGAGGGAGACUUACAAGGUUUAAGGAAUUUUCGAGAGCUCUAUACUCAAUGACAGUCCAGGCAGAAACUCAGAAUCUAGUCUCCAUUUCCAUUCCUGCAGGCAAAGUCAAAGAUGUUUCAGGCAACCAAAAUCUGGCAUCCAACAGACUUCAAGUAAAACACUAUUCGACCCCUGCUAUAUCAACUGCACUACACUCAUUUGUGACUGCUGGAAUAUUAGCAACAUCAUUGACAGCAGCUAUUCUUUCCCUCUCCUCUGCAAAUCUUGGAGCAAUAGGCAAUCUGCACUCAGGGAGUACAAAUUUUGUUGCUUCAGACCCCUCAAAGAAUCUGCAUGGAAUGAUUGGACACCUACAAGUUUUUGUCCUCUCGGACUGGCUCCUAACUAACCAACCCAUUGAAUAUUCUGAGACAAUGAAAGGCCUAAGGUGGCUUAUCCCUCGUCAAAAGCUUCCUUGGAGAAAGAAUAGGGAUUCAGUCUGGCCUAACCAUGUUUAUUUGGCUGAAGAGAAAAUCUCAAAGGAAAUUAGAUACCUACCAAUUGAAUCUUCUCAUGAAAGAAAGUCAUACCCACAACAUGAACUACUUUUUCCAACUGGAAUUGACCCAAAGUUUGGCGGGCUGUUUGGAUGGCGUAACAUAAGCUUGAAAAGUACUCCUUAUGGGCUACUUCUUAAUUCCAGUGAAUACUUCACUUAUUUUUUGAGAGGAGAGCCAUUGUCUGCUACCAAUGUAGUCAAGAAACUGGAGAACUAUAAGGGGUGGCAAGACUUGGGGAUGAACUUGUUCUGGCUUGGUGUUGGAUGCAGUAGCUUACUGAUAAUUCAUUUUCUAACAUUACUUUUCUUAAGAUGGAGGAUGGGAGCUCCAGCUCAUGGGAUGCUUUCGGUUUUGAGGUUUGCACUCUUUCUUCUAAUUCUCAUGCUACCUUGUAUCUGCCAGUCUUCAGCAUUUGUAAUAAGAGGUGGUACUACAGGAGGAAUAAUUACAGGGGCUCUAUUGCUAGCCAUCCCAGCAGCACUUAUUCUAUCAGUUUUCCUAUUUCUUGUUAUUGCUAUCUUUUUAGGAAGUUUUGCACAGUAUAAAGAAAUCAGGUACGUGGCUCUAAAGGAGAAGUGGCAUACAAAGCUAUGGUUUUUCUUUACUGGAAGGCCAUCUAUAGGGAAAUGGUUUUACAGGGAAGGGCUGCCUUCCUCUUUCUUCGCACUCUUUGGGAUUCUCUUUGAGAAUCGAAAAGGUCCUCCAUUGUUUGUCAUUGUCGAUGAGAACGACCCUAACACCAUACCUAGGUGGAUAGAAAGCAACCAAAGUGGGAUUGGAAGAAUGAAAGCUAUCAGCUCAGACAACAGCAAUGAAGAAAUCAGAAUUCCUACGUCCGGGAGGAUAUUGGGGUGUGCUAAAUCCUCCUAUGUUGUUCUUGAUCUUUUAAGAAGAAUCAGUAUGGGGGUAAUUUGUGGAGCUUACUCUUUGAAUAAAUUAAGCCAAAGCCUAUUUGCUUUGACAAUCACACUGCUACAAUUCAUGUGUUUGUUUACUCUCAAACCAUACAUCCGAAGAGGAGUCCAAGCAGUGGAAUGUAUGGCUCUGUUGUGUGAAGUAGGCGUUUUUGGUCUAUGUAUCAGACUGAAUAACUCACAUCCAACCGAAGCAAAAACUCUUGGAUUGUUAAUGAUAGGCCUGCUCUUCCUCACUUUUGUUACUCAACUUAUAAAUGAGUGGUAUGCUAUAAUACAAAGCAUUUUAAGACUUUCUCAGCCCCAAAAAAAUUCUUUCAAGCUGGGAUUGAAGUUUGUUGCUAAGGGCCUUGUGUUACCUUUCCUUCCAAGGAAGUAUUGGUCAAGAUUCAUCCCUGCUUCCUCCAAACCAGUAAUAGGCCUAACUUCAGUCACUCCUCAAAGUCCCGAAACUGAAUAUGUUAGAAGAAAUACUAGAGGACCCAGUGCCGACCCCUUUAGUGCCAUGACUGCAACAGUAGUCCCUGUACUCAGUCCUGGCUCACCAGGCCUUAAUGUUAGUCAAACAAACAGUACACAGCAAAGAGUUGCAGAAGGUAAGCGGGCAAAGGGACCGAAAAUAGAGCCCAAGAAUGAGAUGAAGAAGCUAAGAGAGUUGGCAAAGGCUAGUUUCUAUGGAGAUUUAACUAGUGGGGGAGCUAGUACUAGCAAUGCAUUUAGGCUGGAAUCUCACUCUCCUGAAACCUCUGAUGACCCUGAAGCCUCCACUUCCAAAUUCAGGAGAUAAUGUUUUAAGUGACAAGGCUGCGGAAAAAGGGUGUUGAAAUUCAACUUUCCAGUGCAGUUAACAUCUUUUUUGUUUCAGAUAGACUUGUAGCAUGACUUUGAACAAUUAACUACAAUGUUUCAAGCGAA